AUGAGACAGGGCCCUGAGGUACCCUCUGCUGUGGCAGCAAUCCGCACUCUCCUGGAAUUCCUCAAAAGAGACCAAAGUCAGAUUUACCUUCAGACAAAACCUUACUUUUCUACUCUCCUUCACUUAUUAUACUGAUGUGUAGUGAAUCAAGAGGAACAUAUUUUGUCUGAUGGUUAUUAGCAAAUAGACAAGUUGUGGUAUUGAUUGGCUGGAUGCUUUAUGUCCCUGAGCAGGUGAGACCAUCCUGGGCCUGAGAGAGAACCUGACCCAGACCAUCGGGUGUCUGGAGGAGGCUGACUCCUCUGUGGCUGUCUCGUCUGGUGGCAAACUGUUCCUCCGCUUCAUCAGCCUCACAUCACUGGAGCACCCUGUGAGUAGAGGGCCUUCACCUAUCCCUCUCGCUGCAACAUCUAGGCUACUCUUAUACACUCUGAGCCCACUUUACUGUGAUUUUACAUGUAUUCAAUAGUGAGUGUACCUCGAGUUGUCCAACGUACCAAACGUACCAUCGUGAUUUGAGAUGUCAUUAUCAGAAAUGUGUUUUAUUUGUCCCCCGAACAGGAUCUCUCUCAAUGCAAGAAAGUGAUGGUAGAGAGAGGAGAGCUCUUUCUAAAGAAAAUAUCCCUUUUCAGGAGUAAAGUAGCGAAACUAUGCCAUACCUUUAUCAAGGAUGGAGCUGUAAGUAUUUCUAUAGAAUUUUGUUUUUUGAAUGACGUCUCAAACCCGCUCCACUCAUGGUGAUUCUGCCUCUGACAAACACUGUGUUCUCUAUUGUCAUUCACAGAAAAUACUGACACACUCCUCCUCCCGGGUGGUUCUUAGGGUAGCAGCCGACAAGAAACGCUUAAUUGUCUAA
Messenger RNA from Coregonus sp. 'balchen', 856 nucleotides. The record is from the annotation of a GenBank genome assembly. Lineage: Eukaryota; Metazoa; Chordata; Actinopteri; Salmoniformes; Salmonidae.